AUGGUGGUGCGCCACCCCCUGAAGCUGCGCAGCAGCUACCUGGAUGUGUUGGGCUGCGAGCCAGAGUUCACCUCGAGUCACAUGAUGUUCCACAACACAUGCGACUUCAUCUGGUACUCAGAGCAGCCGCUUGGCAGCUUCAAACCGGCGCCCGAUCGCACCUCACACGACGGCGGCGAGCCGGAGGGCGCGGCUGCGGGCGCGGCGCCGCGCGUGCGCCCCGUGGCGGUGCUGCUGCCGCCUGACAAGAGGCAGCUGCCCUGCGGCCUGCCCUCUCAUGACUACGGCAGCGACCACGUCUGCCUGAUGAGCGUGUUUGAGCUGGGAGGGCCGGAGGAGCUGCGCUGA
Monoraphidium neglectum is the source of this 348-nucleotide messenger RNA. RefSeq lists its product as hypothetical. Gene Ontology annotation, cellular component: CCR4-NOT complex; nucleus; cytoplasm. The record is from RefSeq and is a predicted model, not a curated record. Lineage: Eukaryota; Viridiplantae; Chlorophyta; Chlorophyceae; Sphaeropleales; Selenastraceae. Gene Ontology annotation, molecular function: poly(A)-specific ribonuclease activity. Bases 1 to 348 code for a protein of 115 amino acids. The transcript has 3 exons. Gene Ontology annotation, biological process: nuclear-transcribed mRNA poly(A) tail shortening.